Messenger RNA from Amborella trichopoda, 2084 nucleotides. Its product is annotated as TIP41-like protein. Lineage: Eukaryota; Viridiplantae; Streptophyta; Magnoliopsida; Amborellales; Amborellaceae. The record is from RefSeq and is a predicted model, not a curated record.
UUCUCUCUCUCUCUCUCUCUCUCUCUCUCUCUCCUCUCUUUUUAUUAACCCCUGUUGUAUUAACGCCUUUAUCUCUUUCUCUCUCUCUCACUCUGCUCUCCUUUUGUUAGGCAAACCGUUUCUUUUUCCCACUUCUUAGCACUUUUUAUUGGGCCCCUUCUCCUGCAAAUCCAGCCCAGCCCCAUCUGCCCUCACCUGAUUAUUAUUACUUCUCUAGCCAGCAAACCCUUUCUCUCUCUUCAUAUACCUCUCUUCCCUCUUCUCUCUCUAGGGUUUCUUUCAAACGCUUAUCCACUUUCUCUCUUUAUUUCCACGGGCGUUUCCGCCAUGGCUGAGGAUUUGGACGAUGGGGAGUUCUGGUUGCCCUCUGAGUUCUUGGCGGACGAUGCUCUUUGGAUGGAGAACAAGAGGGUUUCUCACUCUGGUGGUACUGGUGCCUUCUUUCCCCAUGAGUUUCCUUACGGUGAUGGGUCCUGUGGGUUUGGUCAUGACUCGAGCCUCUACUCCCCUGUCGAGUCGGUUGUUGGUUCUACCGAGACCGAGAGUGAUGAAGAGGACUACAUAUCAGGUUUAGCUCAUAGGAUGGCGGGGUCGAUGCUUGAUGAUGACGAGAAGAUGAAUAUGGAGCAGUUUCCAUGGCUUAGAGAUGGAGGGUUUGGAAACCAGAAGUCGCCAACUGCUCUCUCUGGUUCGCCUCAGUCCACUCUAUGUGGAAUAGGUAGCUGGUCAGGUUGUAGCAAUGCUUCAAAUGGAAGCAGAGGAAGCUCUAACGGCCCAUCUCAAGUCUCUUCUCCUCCUUCAACUCCAUUAAACCACAAGGAAGAUGCUUGGAAUCUUCUUUACGAGGCCGCUGGUCAGGUUGUUAGACUUAAGAUGAACGAUGAAGCUUCGAAGCUCCACAGUCGGGGUCUUUUGGGCCCUCCAAAGAGGCCUGGUUCCAUUAACAAGUGUGCUUCUCAUGUGAAGCCUCCUGCUUAUCAAGCUUUUUUUCCGCAGCAGGCUUCAAAUUUAUUGCCGGACAAAUCCAAGGAAGCUAGUUUCCUUUUACAGCAAUUGAAGCAGCAGCACGCUAUGAAACAACAGAGUGAUUUCACAGUUUGGGCACGGCAGGCAAAAGCCCAACAGACACAGCAGUUACAGGGACGAGUUCGUUCUUGCUCUUUUGGUGCGAGAUCUGGCGGGAAGCCAUUGGGGUUUUCUUCCCCUGCCUGGAUUCCUCCUCAACAACAAAUUGCAGGCUCCGGUAUGAGAGCCGUCUUCCUCAAUGGAACUGGUUCGAGGAGAGAGAGCGGGGGAACUGGUGUUUUCCUUCCUCGACGAGCUGGGAGCCCGAAUGAAAUGCGCAAGAAACCUGCGUGUUCGACUGUUCUCCUUCCUGCCAGAGUUGUGCAGGCUCUGAAUCUCAACCUUGAUGACAUGGGUCCUUCUCAACCAUGUUUCCAGAGUGAUGCUUAUCGAACCGUCGAUCCGCGAUAUCAACAGAGCAGGAGCUCUGUCGUUGCGAAUACUAAGCAGCAGCGAGCCAUCAGAUCUCAACCCACCCCAACUAACCCUGAAUUCAGCCUACCUCAAGAAUGGACUUAUUAACCCCCCCCCCCCCCCCCCCCCACUCUCUCUCUUGGCUAAUCUAUCCUCUCUCCUCUCCGAUCUUUUUUUGGUGAAAAGCAUGGGAAUUUCCAAGACAAAGGAAGAAGAUACAGGGGGAUAAAGUAUAUAUACAAGAUAAUAGAUAUUGAAUUGGCAGAAUGUUGCUCUAGUGUUAGGUGAAAAAAUAAGUCUCGUUUUGUUGAGGAAAGAUGAAACAGUUUGUUUUUUGAUGGGGUUUUCUUCUCUAAUAAGUCUCAGUCUUUUUGGUCAGUGGCCCCUAGACUUCUCAUACCAGAAAUUAGGGGGUGCAGGAAAACCCCAAAAUCCAAAAUCCUCUCGGAUAAUAAACCUCUAUUUCUAUUACCCCUCCCUCUCUCUCAUGUUUUUUUUCUUUCUAGUCUUCCGUACUGUAACAGCCGGUUUUGAAGGCAUGCAGGGUUGGUAACUGUAACUGGUUAAUGGAAGUAAAUGAAGAUAUUCGGUGGUAUUUUUUUUGA